Messenger RNA from Ceraceosorus guamensis, 6961 nucleotides. RefSeq lists its product as hypothetical. The record is from RefSeq and is a predicted model, not a curated record. Gene Ontology annotation, cellular component: nucleus; cytoplasm; mitotic spindle pole body. Lineage: Eukaryota; Fungi; Basidiomycota; Exobasidiomycetes; Ceraceosorales; Ceraceosoraceae. Gene Ontology annotation, biological process: proteolysis; meiotic chromosome separation. Gene Ontology annotation, molecular function: cysteine-type endopeptidase activity. Bases 168 to 6920 code for a protein of 2250 amino acids. The transcript is spliced from 3 exons.
GUCAUCAUUCCCGCACGUUCUGAGGCUCCCAUUGACAAUCUCGUCGCCAACCAUCAACCGAAUCGCGCCUUCGUCGAGUCGCCGCCUGCUUUGUCUUCGCGGAGCACCCUCGAGAUCGCCGGAGGUCACAAAUAGACGAGUCUUCGCUUCGGCUUCGUCAUCGCAUUAUGCCAGUCGCGAAGACUCCUGCGGCAAGUGCAGGCAGCAGUAGCAGGUCCAAUGGUCGUGCUGUGCAGAGCUCUAGCUCAAGCAAGCUUUUGCCGCCUUCAAGGAAGGUCUCAGGAGCUCUCGAUGCUCCGCGAUCAAUCUCUUCAUCGAAGCCUAAAUUGGCCUCCGGCGUGGCGCCGACGACAGGCAAGGCGGCCUCAGCUGCCACGGUAAGACCGGCAGCUAUGAGAGAUGUGGGAGCUGUAGCCUUUGGAGCGUCGCAUUCACAAGAGGUGCACUGCAUAGAUGGCGAGGAAGUGCUCUCCAGAUUGAGCAUUGCAAGUUCUAUUACGGGAGACUUGGUGUUGGCGUUAGAAGGGCUGUUUGGUGUCGCUGGGCCGAGUAGUGCGGGGCUCGCCAAAGUUGUAGCCAAAUCAUCCGCGACGUGCACCGCGCUGCACAUGGUAGGCAAGGAGAAGCAAGAAAUGACGAAGAUGCAAAAAGCGCACUUAGCAAAGCGCAUCGCCAAUGCCUGUCUCAAGAGCCUCAACGAUCUCGUCGUGGCUGGAUGGAAACCUGCACGCGAGCAAGCCAGCCAGGUGCGCAGCGACAAGAAGGGUGCAUCCGCAAGAAGCGCUGCUCCGAGAUCUGCGCAUACAAGCACCAUGCAGCGCCCUAGAGACGCACCUCGCACUUGCAGUGGUACCACGCCGGCGUCAGGAAUGGUUACAUCCAAGCAUGUUGCAGACCUGCUCAAAUGCUGCGGCUCAGCUCUCACAUUUUUGUCGCGUGAAGUGCAGCCAGCAGGGAAGGGUACAGAAUUCCUGAGCGCGCGCUGUACAGCCAUCAGGAAAAUGGUCAGCUUGGAACUGGGAGAGUUGAUCGGAGAUGAGGUUGCGGCUCUGAGACGUGAAUUGCUCGUGUCGUGCGGUCUGGCCGAUUCCGACGCGCACGCAGAAAGGACAGUACGGGACAGGACUGUCCUCUUUCCCUCGCCAGGCAAUGUCCCACGUGAGAUCCAACCUUUCAUCCUCGACACACUUACUUUGAGCGCUGCUGGAGCGCUCCAGACACUUCCAGCUUCCGACCUCGAAGCCUAUCUUGAAGUUCUACGUGAGCCCGAAGGCGUGCUGGCCUGGCUACGCGCAGCUGCGGAGGAUCCCACCAGCAAGUCCUGUGCCGAUCGACCUGCUUUUGCGCUCGAAAGAGGUCUUCGUGCAUCGCUCUCGCGCUUGGAACAUGUUCUGAACCCCGCCAGCGGCGUCAAUUUUGAAGCAAGAUCGGUUGGAAUGGAGGCUCUGCUUUGUGUCUCGGAUCUCAAGACGGACGUCUUCUUGGCCACAGCUGCGCGCGUAGGCGCAGCGCAUUACCAAGCUUGCACAGACGAAGCCCGUCCCCAUGCUUUUGCGCGCAUGGAUGCUGCAUUCACAAAGUGGCUGAAUAGGCUGGGACCAGAGGUCCUGUCUUCGCAGGGCUUCGUCAAGUUUGCUGAGGUAUGGCUUAACUACGCACGGCACGCCAGGGAUUGCCCGGCUGUUGAUAGGAUUGCGAGGCUUCUGACGGGCUCCGACAGCGAUAGCUGCACGGACGAUCCGAAACAGUACAAUCGCAAAGACUCUGCUUCGGCUGACUUGCACAUUGCCAGGUCCGUGGCUGUCAUCACCAAAGCCGUCGUCGCCUUCGAUACGGCCGGCGAGACCUUACCCGAAGCAGCGUUGCUCGACGGAGCUCGCGCAUGUCUGGACGACCUUGGAUCUACGAGUCUUCAUGCCUCGGAUGACGGCCGUGAACAGCUCUUUACAAGUCUGGGUAGACUUUGCAGGAGAAUGCUGGACGCUAUGAGCGCUUCGCUGGUGGACAACGCCCUCUCAGAAUUAGUCAAGAGCUACAUGCGCGUCACUUCGAGGCACCUGAGAACACCGGGCGGUCCGCCAUUGACGCGAGGCACUAGCGUGGAAGAUAUCCUGCACGAUACCUGCGACGCUGGUCGAUUCCUCGCCACUUCUGUUCUCAAGCCAUCCAUCAGCAGCACGCACGAUGAAGCGCGACAAAGCUUGUCGCAAGUAGACGGCUUGUGCGCGUUGGAAUCGCUUGCUCUCGAAGCCCAGGCAAAGCAAGCCUACAAUGUCUCGACGACGUGGUACCAGCUAGGGGUGAAGCUUUACCAUGAAAGACUUGCGGGUGCAGCCGUUCUUUUUCUAGAGAAGUCUUGCGAAGCAGGAGAGCUGUCCGAACGACUAUUUGCCGACUCGCCUGCUGAUGACAUGAGCGACAAGCGUGCUGAUGCGGCGGUGCGACGAUACGACGUCUUGAGCUCUUCUCUGAGGCUUGCCCAGCAGCAUGCACGUGCUGUGGACAUUUCUAUCAAGGCUAUACGUGCUGUACGGCCCGCACGGUGGGGAAUGUUAGCAGAGGCAACGCAUACCAGUGCGCUAUGCGACAUCUUUGCGAAUCCUGCCCUUCUGCAGUUGGCGAAUAUCGUCACGAGCUUCCAGCAUGUCUCGACAUUUUCUCUGCUGCGAUCUCAGUGUGCGAAAGCGCCCCAUGGCGUGCUUCGAGUUCUCGAAGACGCGGCAGUACCAGAGACCGCGAUUGGAGUCCUUCUCGAGCAGUGCUCCAAGACUUUGGAGCCUUUGGCUCAUCGCGCGGAAGCGCCAAAUGCUUUGAUGGACACGCUGCAGAGCGCUUUGGAGGUCUAUGGCCCUACCACGUAUCCGCUGCGCAGGGCACGCGUGCUCUUGCGCCAGCUCGAAAGCUGCGUACUGCUCGGCAACAGGACGUACGAGGAUGUCGAAGAAAGUCGGCUCGAGGCGCAAACGCUGCUGGAUUGCGAGGCACUCGGCGCCGAUGCUAAAUUAGUCGGCUGCGUACCUGCGCUUCGCGCGCAGCUUGCACUGCUCAUGCUUUGUGCUUCUCAGAAAGCUUCGGGAGCACUUGGCAUCGAGAGAACCGGCAAGUAUGCGCAUGAGGCGGCGAUGUGCUUGCGCAAUUUGGUGCCGAGCGCAAGUACAAAAACUGGACAGGAGCCAGAGAAGCGAAUUUUGAAAGACAGCCUCUCCAGGCAAGACAAUGUUGCUCUUCGCACCCCUCCGCGACGCAAACCAAUGGCGUUGCCACCAACACCACCUACUAUGACUACAGCGACAACAAAUCAGACGUCAGGCACCGACGUUCUCGACAAGGAACGCCUCGGGUCGCUUUUAAACCUGGCGGCACGUAUGACCGUCGCAAGCGGCCAUUCGCUUGCCUGCUUGGAGCUCUUGUCCGCCUCUUGGCAGCUCUAUGAUACGGACACACUCGACACACAUGCUGUCGGUGAUAAGACGCUUUGUGGAGCGGAUUUGGCGGAGGAGAUGAUGAGAUUGGGCCUGCACACCGAAGCGCAGGAGAUUCUGCGCUCAGCAGACGCCACCACUGCCGGACCUCUUGCCCGCUUUAGUCUAUUUUUAGUCCGAGCAAAGGAUUGCAUCCGUCGUGAGGAUUUGCAAGAGGCGGUACAGAUGUACGAGAAAGCUGUCGCUGCUGCGGGGUUGAUCGAGGCGUCGCCGCCAAAAUCAUCUAGCUGGACCAUGGCCCUCGAACGAGCAGCUUCGAAUCUGAGACAUGCCCAAGCUGCAGAGGUGUACAGCUUGAUACGUCAAGCGCAAGGGGACGCGACCAGUGCCUUGCAGGCUGCUGUUGAGGGCGUCAGAUGUUCUGCGCGCGCUGUUAGCAUCAUGACGAAGAUAUGUACGCCGCCAAAGAUCAGCAAGACAGACGAUGAGGCUAGAGAUAUCGCUCAGCUACUAGGGCCCCCUGCGUCGAUAGACGGCAAAAAGGUCGCUGGCGCCGAGAGCAGUGGCAGCAGCGAGCAGUCGGGACAGCAACCGACACACGUCAGCGUGGGAACGCACGCUGUGGCCAGUCUGUACUGGCGUGUUGUCCACUGCGCCUCGACCGCCUACAGUCACGCGUCGACGCUGUACGAUCUACGUGGCAGCGCGAAAGAUGCUGAAAUGUUUGCAACGGAAACAAUCAACUUUUGCAAGCCGCUCGGCGUUCCCGUCUCUUCGGCCUCGGCUUUGAUACAGAGAGCGCGCAUCCGGGCUGCGCUGGCUCAGACAUUCGUGGCGCGAGACGAUCUUCAGCAGGCGCAUCUGCUGCUGGACGGCUCCCUGCUACCCGAGACCUGUGCGCUUGCGAUCGCAGAGGCGACAGUACGCGGCGAAAAUGGAAGAACCACAGACCUCUUGGAAAUUGCAAAAGUGUCGACGGAAUCCGAAGCACUCGUUCAGCUGGUCAAGCAGCUUCGUGUGGUAGGACCAGCACCGCAAGCGGAUCAGCAGCGCCGUCCAACCGCAGCGAAGCGACAAGUAGCCGCUCCAACAAAGAGCAAGUCUGCACCUUUGAAGAAGAUCAGCAGCCCCGCCGUCCCUACUCAGCUCUCUACGGAUUUCCCCUUGCUCCGACUAAAGAUGGAUGUGCUAGCCCAUCACGUGGAGGCACUGCUCGACUUCGACCGUCUUCAAGAAGCGAGCGACAAGCUUGAUCGUUUACACCAGCUCGAACAACAUGGCGACUCAAGUCUUACAAGCAAAGUUGCCUUCGCGGACGCCAAGGUGGCUGUCCGGCGUGCACUUCAGCAGUUGCAAGGCGAUCAAGUUCUAAGCAUGAUCUCUGAGACUGUCAUCUCAUUCACAGAUGCUGCCGACGCGAAUGCUCGUGAGCCACCGCACUUAGCCAAGAGUGUAGCCGCACUGUUCUUGGAGCAAGCGUCGAGUCUGAGCGCAAGCUUGCUGAGCUUAUCGACCGCUCGUGCCUUCCUCGUGCGAAGGGUGCUGAGCCUGCUCACUGACUUAUUUGGUCUCGCGGCCGUCCUUCUGCACGGCGGGCAAGGUGACGAAAGUGUCGGCAAAAUUGCCCAGACCACGAAUGCAGCCUCUGCUGUGACGCUUGGACGGGAGCUCAUGGAAGCGAUCGAAAUGAAGCUCAAGCGGCAAGUGCCGAUGGUCGGCGCUAACUCGCCAGAGUGGCUUCGCUUUGCAGGCCCGAGCGCAGCUCAACGCGCACCGCGGACCAGGCCCGCGCUAAGAGCUGGCCGAGCUGCUGCGUUGAUGGAUGAGGACGACCACCAAGCUUCGAGCAGUGACGAUGAGUCAGACAGCGAAGUGCAAGCCGCCAUCAACCCAUCUCGCAAGAAUGUCUUGACAGAUCAACAACUGCAAAGCUACUGGGAGAGUGUCAAACACCGCCACGCCACUUGUGCGGCUCAGAUCGUGAAAGCAGACGCCGCUACGAGGAUCGACUUGCCGCCUCACUGGACAGUGAUCACCAUCAACCUCUCUCACGACGGCUCAAGCCUUGUCGUCUCGCGACAGCGAGGGCCAGCUGCUCAAGCUCAUGCCAACGAUGUUGCAUUUCGGCUGCCCAUUGACCGACACGGCCGACGCGAAGGCGAGGAAGAAGAGCUCAGCAUGGCUGCGGCGCUAGCAGAGCUCAAAGACGUUGUGGACACCAGCAAUAGAGCAACGCAGGGGGCCAAGAAUCUUCAAGGGGUCGACGCGAGGAGACAAUGGUGGCAGAAUCGCAUGCAGCUAGACAUCAGAAUCAAGGACUUGGUCGAGGCAAUCGAGCAAAGGUGGCUGGGACCUUUCAAGAGCAUCUUCCUCGAGAGCACUGCCCAAGCAGAUGAACUCGCUUCGCUCAGAACAGCCUGGGAUGGAAUUUUCAGGCGCGCGUGUUUUGGCGCAAGCGGCUCCAAGAGGGCAGCGCGAGUACAGGUGCCCGAAGCAAUUCUCGACUGCUUGUCCGCACUUCCUCCCGCAUGCACCGACGAAGAGCUCGAGGAUCUGCUGCACUUUGUCAUCGACUCUUUCCAAUUCAGCAGCGUGCCGGUCGCUGUUGAUGAGGUGGACUUUGACCACACGGUGGUACAGCUGCGUGGUGCCCUCGAAACUUUUCGCGGCAAGGUCAGCGCAAGGACUCGUGGAAGUGGCGUCGAUGCCCACGCUUUGCCCGCUGCGCACACAUUUCUGGUGCUGGACAAGGACACAUGCGCGUUGCCAUGGGAGUCGAUGCCGUGCAUCCGCGGCCGAGCUGUCAGCCGCAUACCCUCCCUCUCAUUCUUGCAGGACCGCAUUGAGCUUUCCAGACUCGCUCAGCCGAAAAGCCGAGAAGACGAGGGCGGCUCUUUCAAUCUCGGCCAAAAGCCAUCGGCAUACUACCUUCUGAAUCCCUCUGGCGAGCUGACUCGGACUCAAGAGCGUUUUGAGCCGUGGCUCAAGUCUCGUAAAUGGGCUGGCGAUGCUGGCCAUGUGCCCGUGGCUGAUGCGUUUUCUGCCAGCUUGGCUUCGAAGGACCUGGUUCUCUACUUUGGGCACUCGGGAGCAGAACAAUUUGCUCGAUCUCAAGCCAUUCGGUCACUCAAGAGAUGCGCAGUGACCAUGCUGUGGGGAUGUUCCUCGGGCGUACUUCGCGAUCAAGGUGAAUACGAUCGAGCUGGAACUCCCUACAACUAUAUGCUUGCUGGAUGUCCGGCCCUGGUCGCCAACCUCUGGGACGCGACGGACCGCGAAUUGGACGGAGUCGCAGAGAGCGUCUUUGUCAAGUGCGGCCUGAUGCGUUCUACCGACGUCCUCUCGAUUGGGGUCGAGCCUCGCAGUGACACUUCUAACUCAUCCGGCAACUCAAAGCUCUCCCUCACUCAAGCCGUCAAUGCUUCUCGGGAUGCUUGCAAGUUGCCCUAUCUCACUGGCGCUGCAGUCGUCGUCUAUGGCGUACCUGUGUACUUUUAACAGCACCGUCUCCAGCACUUCAUUAAUGUCACAAAUAGCAC